UAGAACCUUAGGCUUAGGCUAACCAUUGACCAACGUCGGCGUGAUUCAUUCGCGUCCUUUGCUCAUCGCCACCGAAAACCCUUUCCUUCAAGCUUGUUUUAAGAAAAGCUAUCCAAGAUGGGUGGUGGAGACUUGAACAUGAAGAAGUCUUGGCACCCGCUCCUGCUUAAAAACCAGGAGCGGGUCUGGCUCGAGGAGAAGAAGGCUCUCGAGGAAAAGAAGAAACUUGACCAGCUGCGCAAAGAGAAGGAGGAGGAAAGGCAGCUGCAGGAGCUCCAACGUCUACAAGAAGAGCAGACAGGAAAGAAGAGGACUGAGAAGCUGGAAUGGAUGUAUACGACACCUGCGACGGGGAUUAAUCAGAACGCAAACGAUUUAGAGGACUACCUGCUGGGUAAAAAGCGGGUUGACAAGAUCUUGACGGCCGAUGAGAACGCGCAGCUUGGCGCCGCUCACAAGAACUUCAUUGCCAUUCAGAACGCUAACAGUGUUCGAGACAUUGCCUCCAAGAUUCGUGAAGAUCCCUUGCUCGCUAUCAAGCAGCAAGAACAGGCUGCAUACCAGGCACUGAUGUCCAAUCCCCUCCGUCUUCGUGAGAUGCAGGAACGCAACGGUAUAAAACCGAAGAAAGAGAAGAAAGAGAAGAAGCGAGAGAAGAAGGAAAAGAAAGAACGGCUAGCCAGAGGACGAGAAGACCGAACAAGGUCAAGGAGUCCUGUAGAUGAUUACAAGCGAAAUGAUCGCCGGUAUGAUGCUGAAGAUGACCGCCACUAUCGGAGACGAAGCAGAAGUCGCUCUCCUGGUUACCGCAGAAGUCGCGACUUUCGCGACGACAACGUUCGAACAUGGCCCCGCUCGGACGAAUCUGACGACAAUGGCUAUGGGGGGCGCAGAAGUGUCGAGCGUAGUGGAAAGCGCACAGACGAUGAUAGGAAACGGAGACGCAGUCCUACUCCCCCGCAUCGCAAUCCAUAUCCGAAACGCUCGCGCUACAGUCCUCCUCCAAGAUCUGAUUCCCGUCCGGGCCCUUCCACCCAGAAGCAGCCACCUAAUGCCGCGGAAGAUCGUGCCGCAAAACUGGCUGCUAUGCAGUCAGGUGCCGCAACCAUGGAAGUGGAACGGCAACAGCGGCUGAUGGCACUGCUAGAGAAAGAAAAGGCAGACCUGGAAGCGGAGGAACAAGCCCGAGCAAAGUCGAAGGGCAUGGGUGGCUUCUUGGGCCAAGAACAGAAGAAGGUCUUUGGCGGCGUGGGUGGUUUGGAAGACAGGAUCAGGCGGGGAAGAGGCGGCCUGGUUGCCGAUGCAGACUGAGAUUUCGCGCUUCACUUUUAGCCGCUUCACCAGGCGCAACAGGACAUUAAAGUCCCUUCAUCUGCGAAUACACAUGCACAUUCGCUUGUCGAGCGCUCGUUAACACUGAUGAUAGCAACCGCAGGCCCUUGUCCUCGGACUAGAGUUCAACAACGGCGAUGUAUAUUGAAUCCGCCGAAAUUAUCAACAAUCCCCAAUUCAAUCCAGUUAGGACGACCCUAUACAGGGCUCAGGUGUCACAUGAGCCUGGAUCGUUCCGAAUGCUGAUAAGUUGAUCUACAGUUCUUAGGGAGCUGGUACUCGUGCUGGCGGCAGUCGCAUUUCCGUGACUUUGGGGCAUUUUGAAUGCGAAUUGGGUG
Molecule: messenger RNA, 1670 nt
Organism: Suillus paluster
Lineage: Eukaryota; Fungi; Basidiomycota; Agaricomycetes; Boletales; Suillaceae
Product: Pre-mRNA splicing factor-domain-containing protein
Exons: 4
Coding region: 118-1311 (397 amino acids)
Biological process (GO): mRNA splicing, via spliceosome
Cellular component (GO): U2-type spliceosomal complex
Source: RefSeq, a predicted model, not a curated record